GAGGAGGAGGAGGCGGCGACGUCGCCUCCAUUACCCCCAGAGUCGGUUAAUAAGAAUAAGAAUCGUCAUCAUAAUAAUCCCUCUUCUUCGUUUCUAUCCUUCCGGCCUCCCUCAGGCGUCGCCCGCCUAUCCGGCCCAGCCAGAGCCCUCCUCCUCUUCGCCCCGCCGCCACCAAAGCCAGCCUCUGGGCGGAGCGGGACACGGAGGCCGGAACUGGCAGCAGCAGCAGCAGCAGCAGCAGCAGCAGCAGCCGCCAUGGCGGACUGGGGCCGAGGUCAGAAUGCAAGUGCUGUGGAUGAUAUGAUAGAUUCAGAAAACAAGCGCAUGACAGAAAACCUUGCUUCUAAAGUCACCCGGCUAAAAUCUCUUGCACUAGACAUUGACAAAGAUGCUGAGGAUCAAAAUCACUAUCUGGAUGGCAUGGACUCUGAUUUCAUGAGUGUAACAGGCCUUCUGACAGGAAGUGUAAAGCGUUUCUCCACCAUGACCCGUUCUGGAAGGGACAAUCGCAAACUUCUUUGUUAUGUAUCAGCUGGACUUGUUGCUAUCUUCUUCAUCCUCUAUUAUUUGGUGGCAAGAGCACGGACUUGAGAAACUUUACCAAAAAUAUACCUGGAUGCUUGCUUGUAAAAAGUGAAACAACCUUUUAACAAGAGGGACGGGGGCCUUAGAAGACUUCCAGUUAUGUAUUUUGAGAAGAAUUGCUUAGAUUUCACAGUGAUCCCGAGACUCCUCUAUGGGCCCCAAUGUUAUUUCUCCAGUCUAACUUUUUUACUUUAAAAAAGGAUACAGUUUAUAUAGUUCCCUGUGGAAGCAUAAGUUCAGCACAAUUCACUUCCAUGUUGAAAAGAAACAUUCUUAAACUAAUUUUCUCUUUCUGCUGGACAGGAGGGGAAAUUACAUGAUCUAGGCAGAAAAUUCUGAUUCACAUCUUGACUGCAAUCCAUACUAUAGCAGAAAUGUCCCAGUACUCAAGUUAAAUGAAAAAUAAGUUUUGACAACAGGAUGCUGAUACAAGAACAUACAAGUCUCCUUGAAACUAAUUUAGCUAUUGUAGCAACAGCUUGUUUUAAGAAAAAUAACCCAUAUUCAUCUCUGUUCCUGGACACACCAGCACUUAUAUCCUCUGCAUGUUACUCUGAAGGACUUGCUUAAUAGAACAGAGAUGUGCUUGAAAUCUCCAAAAAGAGGGAGGGGUGAAAACUUAAAACAAAUGCUGUCAUCUUGUCUGCCUUUUUUUGUUUGUUUAUUUGUCUUUUUUUGGUUCUCAUUCUUGUCUAGCUAGGCUUUUUAUAUUUAUCCCUGAUUAUAUAAAACCUUAUAAGAAGUCAAUCUAACUUCAUUUUUAAGGAUUUGGAAAGAUUAACCUAUUAAAUAUGCAUUAUUGAUCCACUGAUAGCAGAUUAAGUCUUCAGUCAUAUACAGACUUGGCUAGGGGUAAAUUCCUUUGAACUCAAUGAGACUUAUUCUCAGUAGAUGUGUAGAAGUGUGCUAUAAUUUCUAUAGCAGGCUGUUCCAUAAUUAACUACUUCCAUCUCGAAGCAAAUAAGUUUUCCUACAAAACUCCUUAGUUUACAUUUUUUAAUUUUUUUUAAUAAGGCUAGAUUUGUUGACAAAAUAUUAACAGCAAAAUCAGAGUUAAAUUAGUACAUAUUCUUAACAGUACAAAUCUAUGUAUGUCUACAUAAAACAAAGUCUCAUUGGAUUCAAUAGGACUUCCAGGCAUGUAUGGAUAUAGAAUACAUCCUAAGUUUUUCAUAUCUUGGCUAGUGUUUCAGUGUUUUCAUUUCCCCAAAGUAAUUUGCCAUCAUCUACUGUUCCACAAUAAAAAGUGCAAUGUAA
Messenger RNA from Sceloporus undulatus (fence lizard), 1842 nucleotides. RefSeq names its product Bet1 golgi vesicular membrane trafficking protein like (gene BET1L). The transcript is spliced from 4 exons. Gene Ontology annotation, cellular component: Golgi trans cisterna; SNARE complex. NCBI's taxonomy places the organism in Eukaryota, Metazoa, Chordata, Lepidosauria, Squamata, Phrynosomatidae. The coding region runs from base 256 to 591 and encodes 111 amino acids. Gene Ontology annotation, molecular function: SNAP receptor activity. The record is from RefSeq and is a predicted model, not a curated record. Gene Ontology annotation, biological process: retrograde transport, endosome to Golgi; regulation of retrograde vesicle-mediated transport, Golgi to ER.